CGGGCCCGUGGUCUGGUAGCCCACGUGGGUUGGGCUUCGGACAGCGCUGAGGGUCGGCCGACCGAAUUGAAGCGGCGCGGAAUACCAUGGGGAAGCUGCGCCGGCGGUACAACAUCAAGGGACGCCAGCAGGCGGGCCCUGGCCCCUCGAAGGGACCCCCCGAGCCGCCCCCAGUGCAGCUGGAACUCGAGGAUAAGGGAACGUUGAAAGGCGUUGAUGCAAGCAACGCACUCGUUCUUCUGGGGAAAAAGAAGAAAAAGAAGACCAAAGCCCCUCCCCUAUCGAAGAAGGAGAAGAAACCUCUGACCAAGAAAGAGAGGAAAAUGCUGCAGAAAAUCUUAGAACAGAAGGAAAAAAAGAGCCAGCGAGCAGAGAUGCUAAAGAAAUUGAGUGAAGUCCAGGUUUCAGACACGGAGAUGAAGCUCUUUUACACCACAUCCAAGCUGGGCACAGGAGACCGCAUGUACCACACCAAAGAGAAGCCUGAUGAGGUUGCCCCCCAGGGUCCAGAGGAGAUCAACAGCCUCAGCGGGGCCCACCGGAAGCGCCGCCGCCAGCAGUCAGAAGAAGAGGAGUCUGAGUCCUCUGAGGCUGACGAGGCUGACGAGGCCUUGGCUGCCGGGCAGGUGGAGGCGGGUGCAGGGACAGCCGUCCUACGUCUACUGCCAGCCCCGCCUGAGGCCCAGGGCGAAAGCCCAAUGCCCAGCUGUCAGCCCACCUGGGCCGGGACCUCCACUGCUGCUCCUGCCCCUCCAGCAGCCACCCCGACCGCAGCCAGGCCCCUUGCGAAGCCCGCUGUCUUUGUCCCUGUGAACCGCUCCCCCGAGAUGCAGGAAGAGCGGCUGAAGCUCCCAAUUCUCGCAGAGGAGCAAGUGAUCAUGGAGGCGGUGGCCGAGAACCCCAUUGUCAUUGUGUGCGGUGAGACCGGCAGCGGCAAGACCACGCAGGUGCCGCAGUUCCUCUACGAAGCCGGCUACAGCAGCGACGACAGCAUCAUCGGGGUCACAGAGCCACGCCGAGUGGCCGCCAUCACCAUGUCCCAGAGAGUGGCCAAGGAGAUGAACUUGUCACAGCGAGUCGUCUCCUACCAGAUCCGGUACGAAGGCAACGUGACUGAAGAGACGAGAAUCAAGUUCAUGACGGAUGGCGUGCUGCUUAAAGAAAUCCAGAAGGACUUCCUGUUGCGGAAAUACAAGGUCGUGAUCAUCGAUGAGGCCCACGAGAGGAGCGUGUACACCGACAUCCUCGUUGGCCUCCUGUCCCGUAUCGUGACGCUCCGGGCGAAGAAGCAUCUGCCGUUGAAGCUGCUCAUCAUGUCGGCCACGCUGCGGGUGGAGGACUUUACCCAGAACCAGCGACUGUUUGCCAGGCCGCCUCCGGUUAUCAAGGUUGAAUCCAGGCAGUUCCCAGUGACUGUGCAUUUCAACAAGUGGACACCGCUGGAAGACUACAGCGGCGAGUGCUUCCGGAAGGUCUGCAAGAUCCAUCGCAUGCUGCCGGCAGGUGGCAUCCUGGUGUUCUUAACGGGGCAGGCAGAGGUGCACGCACUGUGCCGCAGGCUCAGGAGGACCUUCCCCUGUACCAGACGGGGACCGCAAGAAAAGGAAGAACAGAAAGAUUCGGUGGAAGAAAUGCGGAAGUUUAAGAAGUCACGGUCAAGGGCAAAGAAGGCUCAGGCUGCGACAUUGCCCCAGAUUAGCUUGGAUAACUACUCGGUACUGCCAGCGGGUGAAGACGGUGAAGACAGGGAGGCAGAGAUGGACGAUGACGAGGAGGGCCUGGGCUCCGACCUGGAUCUGGACUUGGGGGACGAGGGAGCAGAUGAAGGUGAGCAGCCAGACUCCUCCCUCCCACUCCACGUGCUCCCGCUCUACUCUUUGCUGGCCCCCGAGAAGCAAGCACAGGUCUUCUCACCUCCCCCAGAGGGGACGCGGCUGUGCGUCGUGGCCACCAACGUGGCCGAGACAUCCCUCACCAUCCCUGGCAUCAAAUACGUGGUGGACUGUGGGAAGGUCAAGAAGCGUUACUAUGACCGCGUCACCAGCGUGUCCUCCUUCCGUGUCACAUGGGUCUCCCAGGCGUCAGCUGAUCAGCGGGCGGGCCGGGCUGGGCGGACAGAGCCCGGCCACUGCUACAGGUUGUACUCCUCUGCGGUUUUCGGUGACUUUGAGAAGUUCCCUCCUCCUGAAAUCACCCGGAGGCCCGUUGAAGACUUGAUCCUUCAGAUGAAAGCUCUCAACAUCGAGAAGGUCAUCAACUUCCCCUUCCCGACCCCUCCCUCCAUAGAGGCCCUCAUCGCUGCUGAGGAGCUGCUCGUCGCGCUGGGGGCUCUGCAGGCGCCCCAGAAAGCAGAGAGGGUGAAGCAGCUGCAGAGGUCCCGGGUCAGCUGCCCCAUCACCCCGCUGGGCAGGACCAUGGCCACAUUCCCCGUGGCGCCCCGCUAUGCUAAGAUGCUGGCGCUGAGCCAGCAGCAUGGCUGCCUGCCCUACGCCAUCACCAUCGUGGCUGCCAUGACGGUGCGCGAACUGUUCGAGGAGCUGGACAGACCAGCCUCCAGCGACGAGGAGCUCGCCAUGCUGAAGGGCAAGCGGGCCCGCGUGGCCCAGAUGAAGAGGACCUGGGCAGGGCAGGGGGCCUCUCUGCUGCUAGGAGACCUCAUGGUGCUCCUGGGUGCCGUGGGAGCCUGGGAAUUUGCAGGCGGCUCGCCCCAGUUCUGUGAGGCCAACGGGCUGCGGUACAAGGCCAUGAUGGAGAUCCGGCGCCUGCGGGGCCAGCUGACCACUGCAGUCAAUGCCGUGUGCCCUGAGGCUGAGCUCUUCGUGGACCCCAAGAUGCAGCCACCCUCCGAGAGCCAGGUGACCUACCUGCGGCAGAUUGUGACAGCCGGCCUGGGUGACCACCUGGCCCGCAGGGUCCAGAGUGAGGAGCUGCUGGAUGACAGGUGGAGGAAUGCCUACAAGACACCCCUCCUUGAUGACCCUGUCUUCAUCCACCCCAGUUCUGUCCUCUUCAGAGAACUCCCCGAGUUUGUGGUCUACCAGGAAAUCGUGGAAACCACCAAGAUGUACAUGAAAGGUGUCUCAGCUGUGGAGGUGCUGUGGAUCCCCGUGCUCCUGCCUCCCUACUGCCAGUUUGGGCCACCUGCCGAGAAACCACCCCCUGCCUACUGCCCCAAUAUGGGGCGUGUGCUGUGCCACCGCGGCAGCGUGUUCUAUCGGGUUGGCUGGCCACUUCCCGAGGUCCAGGUGGACUUUCCCGAGGGCAUCGACCGCUACAAACACUUUGCCCGGUUUCUACUGGAAGGGCAGGUUUUCCACAAGCUGGCCUCGUACCAAGGCUGUCUGCUGUCCAGCCCCAGCACAAUGCUAAAGACAUGGGCCAGGCUGCAGCCCAGGACGGAGAGUGUCCUGAAAGCCCUGGUUGCUGAGAAAGCAGACUGCCGCGACGCCUUGCUGGCUGCUUGGAAGAAAAAUCCCAAAUACCUGCUGGCUGAGUACUGCGAGUGGCUUCCACAGGCCAUGCACCCCGACGUGGAGAAAGCCUGGCCCCCCACUUCUGACCGCUGACCGGCACCUGGCUACGGGCCGAGGACCAGCCAGG
This is a messenger RNA of Trichechus manatus latirostris (Florida manatee), 3600 nucleotides long. It is a transcript of the gene DHX37, whose product is annotated as DEAH-box helicase 37. Gene Ontology annotation, molecular function: RNA binding; ATP hydrolysis activity; ATP binding. Gene Ontology annotation, biological process: maturation of SSU-rRNA from tricistronic rRNA transcript (SSU-rRNA, 5.8S rRNA, LSU-rRNA). The transcript has 27 exons. Bases 87 to 3566 code for a protein of 1159 amino acids. The record is from RefSeq and is a predicted model, not a curated record. Gene Ontology annotation, cellular component: intracellular anatomical structure; nucleolus. NCBI's taxonomy places the organism in Eukaryota, Metazoa, Chordata, Mammalia, Sirenia, Trichechidae.